Molecule: messenger RNA, 2159 nt
Organism: Suillus paluster
Lineage: Eukaryota; Fungi; Basidiomycota; Agaricomycetes; Boletales; Suillaceae
Product: NADPH oxidase B
Exons: 7
Coding region: 129-2015 (628 amino acids)
Biological process (GO): superoxide anion generation; defense response
Cellular component (GO): NADPH oxidase complex; plasma membrane
Molecular function (GO): superoxide-generating NAD(P)H oxidase activity
Source: RefSeq, a predicted model, not a curated record
AACUUUCUAAUCGUGGUCCCCCCCUCCAUCCCUAAUAGUUUUCUCUAUCAUAUCAGUAGGCAGGUCCUUCCUUUCAUUAUACGCGCAGGUCGUUCUUUGUAUCACUUAACCCUUGACCGGAAUAACUCAUGUCCUUCAAACGGUCAUCCGGUCUUGACUUUAAAGACCGCAAUCCAUUCAGAGAUCAGGACCCCUUCGUCGACGGCGCAGGUGACUAUGCGCUCAAUUCUAUCCCACCGAGCCACCUCCAGCGCAACAAAGCAGAGCGCCUUCGCCUCCAGGGUAUCCAGCAGCCUCUACCAAAUGCUGGCAUCGGUGCACUCAAAGUUCCCGAUGGUCCUCGUACUCUCGGUCAAAAGUUUGACUGGUGGAUGAUUAACGAGGGUGGAAAACGCCUCUUUUUCUUUGCCUGGAUUUUCUUCCACAUGCUUGUUAUUGCAUUCGGUUUCAUGAACUACCAGCUCAGUGACGACCUCACCGGUGCCCGCGCAACUUUUGGCAUAACCUAUCGUAAGCAUUCAAAUUUGUGCAGGUUUCCUUCUUUUAAUGUUGCUACAGCUAUUGCGAGAGCUGCAGCACUUGUACUACACACCGAUGUCAUCUUCAUUCUAUUGCCAGUCUGCCGAAACUUCAUCUCCCUGCUUCGCAGAACACCCCUUAACCAAUUUAUUCCAUUCGACAAGAACAUAACUUUCCACAAGGCAACAGCCUGGUCCAUGGUUAUAUUUACUGUCAUCCACAUCGCUGCUCAUAUGGGCAACUUCUACAAACUCGCCCUCGCUGAUCCAAACGCAACUACUUUUGGCAAGCGUGUGAUUGUUUUCUUGCGAGCAAAUUUUGCCACCGGUCCUGGUGCUACGGGUUGGAUCAUGACCGCUGCCUUGGGCAUCAUGGUCUGGUUCGCCAUGGAGAAGAGGCGCCGUGCCAACUUUGAGAGGUUUUGGUAUACACACCAUCUGUUCGUCGUCUUUUUCCUCGCUUGGCAGUUCCACGGUAUGUGGUGCAUGAUCAAGCCGGACAGACAACCGUUCUGUUCCUUCAACUCUAUAGGUGUCUUCUGGCGAUACUGGCUUGUCGGUGGCCUCAUUUGGACGUACGAGCGCAUUCUGCGCGAAGUUCGCUCACGUCACAAGACGUUUAUCUCCAAGGUCAUCCAGCACCCGUCGAAAGUCAUUGAAAUCCAAAUUAAAAAGGAGAAGACCACUACACGGGCGGGGCAAUACAUCUUCAUAUCUUGCCCAGAGAUUUCUUACUUCCAGUGGCACCCCUUCACGCUUACGAGCGCUCCGGAAGAGGAUUACAUUUCUGUGCAUAUCCGUGUCGUUGGUGACUUCACCUCUGCGCUUGCGAAGGCUGUAGGCUGCAACUUCGACUCUAAGGAAUCCAAAGAUGCCGACACUAGUGGUGGAAAGGUUAUUGGCACGAACACAAACCCGCCGCUCAACCGAGUGCUCCCUCGUGUCAUGGUUGACGGACCGUUCGGUAGUGCCAGCGAGGACUUCCUGAAUUACGAGACUGUCCUCCUCGUUGGUGCUGGUAUUGGUGUCACGCCCUUCGCUUCCAUUCUGAAGUCAAUCUGGUACCGCAUGAACAACCUGAACAACUCCAAGCCUACCCGUCUCUCUAAGGUCUACUUCACCUGGGUCAUCCGCGACUUUGGCAGCGCCGAGUGGUUCCACUCGCUACUGCAGGCUAUCGAAGAGCAGGACACGUCCAAUCGGAUCGAGAUCAAUAUUUACCUCACUGCGAAGAUCAAGGAGGAUGACAUGAAUAACAUCAUCGUCCAAGAUGUCGGUGCAGAGAAGGAUGCCAUCACUUCUUUGCGUGCUCCCACUCAUUUCGGCAGGCCAAACUGGGACAAGGUGUUCGGUUCCAUGGUUGAGAAGCACCCUGAAACUGACGUUGGGGUGUUCUUCUGUGGUCCCCCAGUACUCUCCAGGCAGCUCCACCAGAUGUCCAAUAAAUACUCCAAUCCCAAAGGCACGCGUUUCUUCUUCGGCAAGGAGAAUUUUUAGGGUAGGUUGUUGCUCUGGAUACAGUACUGUUGCAUACUGUAGUAUUUAUGAAUAAUGCUAUGGAUCUGGAUUGGCCGAGAUAUAAGAGAUUACCACCCAUGGCCUAUGUUAUGCGUAGGUAUAACAGGGUAUGAUCUAAAGUAG